CCCGUUGCUCCUGGCUCCAGCACUGGGUGGCAUUGGGGUACCACCAGCGCGCCGGAGGUGAGGAGGGCCAAAAAUGGACCCCCUGGCCCUCGCCGGGUCGGGCCGCGUUCUGCCUGAGCAAGCGCUUGCUCGUGCUCGGGCGCAGGCCGUGCGCGCCGACGGGACCGAAGCUCCGUCCGCAUGGCACCCGGAACGACGCGCCCAGUUUGCCGCCUGCGCCUUUGCACUGGGCACUUAUAGGUAUCGCGUGCGGAUGAGGCAAAGGGCACCAAGGAUGCCAGAUGCGGCUUUGCUGCCCAGCAACGGGGAGGUCCAGCUGACAACCGCCUCGCGACUGGGAGCGAGGAGAGAGCUGGAGGCCUUGGCUGCGUCGCUGCUGGCAAAGUGCUCAGUGGAGGAGGCUGUGCGCCUGGUGCGGUCCGUGGCAAAAGAGGCGCUCGCGGAGGCGCCAAUGGAAGGGCUGCAGAACUUGUCCCGAGCGGCGGAGUACAGCAGCCUCAAGGUGGUUAAUCUGAAGCAGAUCCUCUCGGAGCGCGGGCUCAAGAUGAGCGGCCGCAAGAACGAGCUCAUCCAGCGGCUAGAGGAGCACGACGCCGAGGAGAAGUCGAAGAAGAGCUCCAGCUCAGACUCCUGCGGGGCAGACAAGGUGCCGGAGCGGAAGAAGGCCGCGUCCAAAAUGGACCAGGACGGGGUGCCUCAAGGUACGACGGUGGUGAAAAGCAAAGAGGAUGCCGAUGCGGCGCUCAAGAUCUUGAUGCAGCUUCGUCAGCCGGGAGUCUUCCAUGCGAUCGACACAGAGGUGCAGGGCUGGUCUCCCGGGCGCACGCCCUACGGGCAUGGAGAGGUCAUUUGUUGGUCCAUCUACUGCGGCGAUCAAGUAGAUUUCGGCUCGGGCCCGCGGCUGUUCAUCGACAACCUAGACGAGGAGGGUCAGCUCCGGGGCCUCGUGGAGUACUUCAAGGACUACUUGGAGGACCCGGACAUUCCCAAGGUCUUUCAGAAUUACUCCUUCGACCGAGCCCAGUUUGUGAACCACGGCUGCCGAGUCGCCGGCUUUGCUGGCGACACCAUGCACAUGGCACGCCUCGAACACUCCGAUGCCGAAAAGGGCUACUCGCUGGAGGCCUUGGGGAAGCGCUUCAUGGGUGAUGCGUGGGGCAAGAGGAAUUUGAAGGAGUUCAUGAAGCAGGAGAGCGUGAAGAGGGUGGAGCAUCUCCAUUUGAGCCAGGAUUUCGACCAUCCGCAGUAUGACGAAGACGUGUUCGACUUUUUGGGCUCCUUGCAUGAAUCCGAAUCUGUCUUCAAGGACCCGGAGAUCCGCGAGGCCUGGGUCGACUAUUCCACCUUCGACACAGUGGUCACCUGGAAAGUGCACGAGGAGCUCCGCCGCAGAUUGGCCAAGGAGAAGCUGAACAUGCCCAAGCAGGAAGGCACUCUGCUGGACUUCUACGAGCGCUUCUGGCGCCCCUUCGCCGAUGUCCUGGUGGAAAUCGAGGAGAGAGGCAUCUACGUGGAUCGAGAAUUCCUCCAGGGGCGGUACGAGGUAGCUUUAAAGGAGCAGGAGGAGGAAGAGGCUGCCUUUAUGGAGUUUGUGAGGUGCCAGUGGGAGAGGCUCUAUCCAGAUCAUCCGGAGCUGCAAGAAACUCUAGAGCCGGGAGCGCGUCAAUUCAACGCCAACAGCCCGCUCCAGAUGAAGCAGCUGCUCUACGGCACGGAUGUCAAGGAGGUGGCCCAGGUGAUGGUGGGCGGGUUGGGCUUGAAGCCCGUGAAGGUGGGCAAAGUGAUGGCGAGCACUUCCACUGAGGCGCUUCGCAAGCUUGCUGGGCCAAAUCCCGAGGCUGGUGAGGCAGGCUGCGGACUUGCCUUCGAGCAACUCGGCCAGGAAGGCUGCAUCGGCCUGAGCCACCGGGUGGAGGUCUCAGCCAUCAGCAAGGCCAUCAGCUUAUUCCUCGUGAAGUUGUUGGAGGAGGACGGCAUGCUGGACAGUCGUGGGCGCGUGCACACCUCUUUGAACUUGAUGACCUCCACGGGGCGGCUCACCUCCAAGAGCCCCAACCUGCAGCAGGUGCCUGCGGUGGACAAGGACCGCUUCCAGAUCCGCGGCAGCAUCGUCGCAGAGAAGGGCAAGAUCUUCGUCAUCGCAGAUUACGGUCAGUUGGACCUGAGGGUACUGGCCCACACCUCCGGGUGCCCAGCCAUGAUCAAUGCCUUGUCCUCAGGCAUCGACCUCCACUCGCACGCCGCUGCGCAGAUGUACGAGCACGUGCAGGAAGCCAUCGACGAGGGCAAGGUUUCCAUGGAGGGCGGCGACGAUCGUCCCUGCGUGAAGGAUGUGUUUGCCAGCGAACGCCGCAAUGCCAAGGCAGUGAACUUUGGCAUCGCCUACGGCCUGACUGCCAAGGGUCUGAGCAGGCAGCUGAACUGCGAAGAGCCUGAGGCCCAGAACAUGAUCAACAUGUGGAAUACAGCCUACAGCCAGGUUUGUGAAUGGCAAAGGAAGGUCUGCCUGGACGCGGAGUGCGAUGGCCUGUUUGUGAAGACGUACCGGGGCAGGCGCAGGCAUCUGGAGAACCUGGCCAAGAGGCCGCCACCUGUCCCCUUCCACCUGAAGAAGAGGAGACUCCAGAACAAGAACAACUUUUUCCGCCACGACGAUGGGUAUUGGGAGUACAUCUCGGCGAAGCGUCAAGCCAUCAAUGCGCCGGUGCAGGGCGGGUCCGCGGACGUGGUGGUGGAGGCCAUGAUCAAGGCCCACCGGGACGAAGAACUUCGGCAGAUGGGCUGCGAGAUGGUGCUGCAGGUGCAUGACGAGCUUAUCUUCGAGUGCCCUGAGGAAUAUGCUGAUCAAGCUUUGCAGGCUGUAACGCGCAUCAUGGAGCACCCGUUUCUGGAUGACUACGAGUUCGCAGUGCCCCUGGUGGUCGAUGCCAAGGUGGCCCGUUCAUGGCAUGACGCGAAACACGCCUAAGGGGCACGGAAUCGUCGAACUGCUCCUUGCCUUGCCGCAGGUAUGGUGAGGCUCUGAGCUCUUGAGGAAUCUCACUUCCCGAAUUUCUCGA
Molecule: messenger RNA, 3059 nt
Organism: Effrenium voratum
Lineage: Eukaryota; Dinophyceae; Suessiales; Symbiodiniaceae
Source: the annotation of a GenBank genome assembly